AUGAGACUAUCACAUCCAUUGCUGAGCGUGCCCCUCGCCGCCGUCACCCUCCACAUGGCGUCAGCCCAGAUGGUCUGCACCACCGAAGGAUCUCCCGGGCCCGCAUCUGUCCUCCAAUGUCUCGGCUCCGUCGUGCAAUGCGCCACGACCCUCACCGAUCUCAAAGUCCUCAGCUCGUGUGAAUGCAGCUAUGUCCGCGCUGCGCUCAGCUGCUACACCUCCAUCUGUGGCGACAGCAUCCCCUCCACCAGCGACAUCAUGUCCCUGAGCUCAAAGUACUGCGGGGACGGGGGCGCGGCGGCGACAACCACAGGUACAGACACGGGAUCAGGGUCACAAGCCAGUGCGACGGCCUCGGUCGCCAGCGCAACGAGCAGCGCCGGUGCUGGUGCCGCUGCCGGACAAAAGGGUCUCUCGCAAGAGGUCUUUGUCGUCGCUGUGGUCGGGUUAGUCGGUGGCGCGAUGGUCUGA
This is a messenger RNA of Fonsecaea pedrosoi CBS 271.37, 471 nucleotides long. RefSeq lists its product as uncharacterized. The coding region runs from base 1 to 471 and encodes 156 amino acids. The transcript is spliced from 3 exons. Lineage: Eukaryota; Fungi; Ascomycota; Eurotiomycetes; Chaetothyriales; Herpotrichiellaceae. The record is from RefSeq and is a predicted model, not a curated record.